GGGUGCUGGUUUUAUUUUUCCCGAUUCUUCAGCAGUAUUGUCUUAAGAGUUGUAUACAGCUGUCAUGGCGAUGUUGUGCUAGCAGAUGUCCCGCGUGGGGACAGCCCAAAGCUACCUAAGCCGAGCAGGGCAGGAACAAAAGUGCCUCCGGCCACCCUGAGUGGGCAUCUGGCAGAGCUGUGGCUGAUAGAAAGCUAACGAACCCUGGAGGUUGGAGAAAAUGUGACGAAGCUAAAAAGCCGCCCGCAGAUGUUUUUCGGAGCUGCCCUCUCACGGGCAGCUGGGUGGGGGCCCGGCAGCCAGCCAAGGUCGGCCCAGCGCAGGCGCUGGAGGAGUUCCUUUGGUAGCGCUCGUUCAGAGUCAGCCUGUGGCUCUGUCUUGGGGGCAGAUGAAACUCGUUGGAGAUGAACCUGUAAGAGACCGGGUGCUUUGCUACACGAGUCUCACGGGCACAGUCCUGUGCCUCAAAGAGUGGUAAAAACCCCCUCAGCAACCCGAAUGUGGCAGCCCAAGCUGUGAAGGGGCACUCCCCCGGUGCGUGGGGAAGCCCAGGGGCUGCCAGCUUCUGGCUACGGGAGGUGCCGGGGCUGUGGCGGCUGCGUGGCUGCAGUGCGUCCCGUGUCACAAAGGGGCAGUGGUGCAGCACCCACUCAGCAAUUGUGACGUCACCUGGCCAGGACCUGGUACCCGAAAAGCGGGCUGGGGAAGUCCAGUUGGGCUGAGCUGGCCUUCGGGAGAACUUGGCUCCUUCCUUUGGUACCCGAGUGCCUCCUUUUUUCCAGGCAUUUCUCCGUUUACUUCCCAUUUCUCUCAGCUUCCACCCUCUGCCAAAGGUAAUUGUGAUUUGACUUUCAGGACAGAUCGUGAGUGUAGGUAGCUGGGGCUAAAAGGGCCUUUGGAAUUGCUGUCAGCCGGAGUCCUGUGACAGGGACAGCAGGGCCAUCAGCCUGCAGCUCGGCAGCAGUUACAAGUACCACUGAAACACUUUGGGUGGCGGCUGCUGUUCUGUGGGUUGCGUUUGAGGGGUUUUAACCAUUUUGAUGAUCUGCGAUUAUUUCGGGGGGAUCGGGGAUUUGCGCUGAUCUUCUCUUUCGGGAGAGCACCCUGACACCCUUUGCCAUCCAAAGCGUCUCGCUCUGUUCCCAAGAGGAGCGAUGGCCACAAUGGGGCACGACUCCCGGGAGUAACGGCUUCCCCAGCAGGUUUGGCAACAGACGUGGCUGGUGCUCCACCCUGGAGUGCUGAUGUGCUGACAAGCUAGAGUGAAUUCUGGGGCCUCUCCUGAUCGCAGCCAGACUGACCCAGGUGUUUUCAAGGAAACAGGAAAAUGUGUCUCCUCACUCCUCGGCCACUAGUACAAGCCUUUGAAAGGUGUCAUUGCUCUUAGAAAGAUCUGGCCUCAGCGGGGUCACCUUCUGGGCUAGAUACUUGCUUGUUUUCGCCACCUCACUAUCAGGAAGAGGGAACACUUGAGCUGAGAAUCCAAUUCCAGACUCCAGAGGGAAGGGAAGGUAGCCCGAGGCACAGAAAUCAGGGCAUGGGUUUGUUGGACUUUUGGCAAAGAAAGCAGGGGAACAGGUGAUGUUCCCAACUGUUCCUUGUCCCGUACAUGUCAAUGGCAGCUUCCGGCGAUGUUUCUGGGCUGGAUGUAGAGCUGGUUGUACUGAGAGCUCCUGUAAAGAACUCGACUUUUCAGUAGGCUUUCAGGCAAGCAUAUGGUGUCAUCUCUUUUCAAAUGUCCUUUCCUUGCAGUCCUUGCCGAGGAAAUGGCUCUGCCACAAAGGAUCCCCAUUGUCCCAGCGACGAUUUGCAUGGAAUGGCAGCAGCGGCAGGGGCCUGGAGCGGGACUGCACAACCUGGGCAAUACGUGCUUCCUCAACUCCGUCCUGCAGUGCCUGACGUACACGCCCCCUCUGGCCAACUACCUGCUCUCUCGGGAGCACAGCCAGUCAUGUGAGUGCUUUUGUCGUUGGCAAGGCUUCUGCGUCAUGUGCAGUAUGGAAAAGCACGUUCACAAGGUCCUGCAUUCCUCAGGCAGUGCCAUCGAGCCUUGGGCUAUCAUCAGUGUUCUCAGACGAAUAGGAGAACACUUUGAGCCUGGCAUGCGGGAAGAUGCCCAUGAAUUCUUACGCUGCACUGUCGAUGCCAUGCAGAGAGAUUGUCUGAGCAAUCACGUGCUGGAGCUGCAGCGCGGUUUCCGAUUCCUACGAGACCUUCCUGGAUAUUCCUUUGGAUAUAGAAGUUCUGCCUCCUCCUGGACGCUGCUUGAGCAUCAUCUAGCUGGGGUUUUGUGUGAACUCCUAGUCAGUGUUUGGGCGAAGGUAUCUCCCGCAGCUCAGCGCUCUCCUUUCUCACUCCUCCAGGCAGCCUCAUCUGUCAGCGCAGCUCUGAAGGACUUUGUGAAACCCGAGAGGCUGGGCGGCACAAACUGCUAUAAAUGUAGCAGGUGCAAAGAGAUGGUGACCGCCUCCAAGAGGUUUACAGUCCACUGCACGCCCAAGGUUCUCACGCUGUGUCUGAAAAGAUUUGACAUUUUCACUGGAAGGAAGAUCAGCAAGGUGGUGGAGUAUCCCGAGACCUUGGAUCUUCGCCCAUACAUGUCUGAGACAGGCGGAGAACCGCUCCUCUACUCCUUAUAUGCUGUCCUGGUACACGGCGGUGACGGCUGUCACACAGGACACUACCACUGCUAUGCAAAGGUAAAGAGCAGCUUCCUUCCAAACGAGGGAAGAGCGUGUGCUGGGGAAGACAAAUGUUCAUGGCAGUGUUACUGGCAGCCAGGGUUGUGGGGGAGAAGGUCUCCUUAGGGGCUGGAUUGGAUUUGUUCUGAUGGACUCUUGGCUCUGUCGUUUUCUGCCUGUGUUUUUGUUGAAAAAGAGGCGGUUUGUCUCCAGAUAUUGAUGCCUUUUUUACAGGCCAGCGAUGGGCUCUGGUAUAUGAUGGACGAUACGUUUGUGGGGAGUUGUGACAUCGAGACAGUCCUCAGUCGGCAAGCCUAUUUACUGUUUUAUGUCAGGUAAAAACAAGUCUUCAAAUGUGCUUGGAAUACAUCUCCUUUUCCUGGCUUGGAUUUUUUUCUUCUCCUCCUCUUUCUUUCUCUUCCUGUGUUUCUGCUAUGGGAGACCAUUACUUCCUGCACCCUUCAGCGCUGUCAAGCCCGAUCUACCCCCCCAUCAGUCCUUCUCUCUCCUUGCUGGGCUUGAGGUUGCUGCCCUGGUGUAAACUGCUACUUGCCUGCUAUCUGAAGCUGGCUAAUGUAGAGAAGUGUGCUUAAAGGGGGCCUACAGGAAAGACGGGAGGGACUCUUUGUCAGGGGGUGUAGGGAUAGGAUGAGGGGUAACAAUUUUAAACUGGAAGAGGGUAGAUUUAGAUCAGAUCUAAGGAAGAAAUUCUUUACUGUGAUGGUUGUGAGACACUGGAAGCGGUUGUCUGGAGAGCUUGUGGCUGCCCGCUCCCUGGAAGUGUUGAAGGCCCCGAUGGA
Molecule: messenger RNA, 3481 nt
Organism: Athene cunicularia (burrowing owl)
Lineage: Eukaryota; Metazoa; Chordata; Aves; Strigiformes; Strigidae
Product: ubiquitin carboxyl-terminal hydrolase 42-like
Exons: 7
Biological process (GO): protein deubiquitination; regulation of apoptotic process
Cellular component (GO): cytosol; nucleus
Molecular function (GO): cysteine-type deubiquitinase activity; cysteine-type endopeptidase activity
Source: RefSeq, a predicted model, not a curated record